CUCAGAGAGGAGAAGAACCGAGAGCUAUCAACAACAGCUUAAUAGGGGGAGAGGGUGAUUGAUCGCUUUUCGUCGAGUCUUCAUCAUUUAUCGUACCAAAGCAAAUCUCCCAAGCAGACACGAGCACCCAGCAUGGCGGACCAAGAGCUACAAGUGAGCUUCGAUAAUGCAGCUUUUGUUCAAGACGACGACCCGGUACAGUUGCACACGCAUACCCGCAAGGACCCUGAUGGCAGCUCGGGCACGGCGAACGCGGUCGCGCCGGCCUUUAAAGGGCCCAAGAUUCUCACGCCCGAAGAGAAGAGGGAGAAAAUCGCCAUCUUUAAGAACAUCAUCGUUAUUUCCGUCGCCUUCACGUUCCUUUUCACGAGUUACAAUUCCAUGUCGAAUCUUCAGUCGUCCAUUAACAAGGUAGACGGAACGGCUGCGCAAACGGCCUUGUACGCUGCCUUCGUCUUCUCCUGCUGCUUCCUGCCCACGUGGAUGAUCAAGCGGCUGCAGGAGAAGUACACGAUGGCCGCCUGCAUGCUGUGCUACUCGACCUACAUGGCGGCGCAGUUCUACCCCAGGAUCUACACGCUCGUGCCCACGGCGAUGGUGGUCGGCCUCGGCGCCGCGCCCAUGUGGUCCGCAAAGUGCACCUACCUCACCAAGGUCGGUACCAUUUACGCAGAUCUGGUGGGUGUCAACAGUGACGUCAUCAUCACGAGAUUCUUCGGCAUCUUCUUUCUGUUCUUCCAGUCGACGCAGGUGUGGGGCAACGUCAUCUCCUCCACAGUCCUGUCCAUGGGCGUGGCAGGCGAGAACAAAACCGAGGAGGACCUGCAACGCUGUGGGUACCGUUUCUGCCCCCUGGACGCCUACGAGAACGACGGCGCCAGCAACAGCACUGAAAUCCCCCUGUGGCAGAGGUACACAAUGUCCUCCAUUUACCUCGUCUUCGCUCUCCUCUCCUCGGUUAUUGUGAUUCUCUUCGUCGAUCAGCUGAGCACUUUCGAGAGGAAAGGCCCCAGCUCCCCCGACGACGACGAACCGACACUCAAGCUUCUGGCCAAGACGUUCGUCCACAUUCGCCAUCCAUACCAGGUGCUCAUCAUCCCCAUCACCAUUUGGUCGGGACUCGAGCAGGCUUUCCUCAGCGCCGACUUCACUGCGGCCUAUGUAUCCUGCGGCCUGGGUGUCCACAUGGUCGGCUACGUCAUGAUCUGCUACGGGGUGUGCGACGCCGUGUGCUCCUACUCGUUCUCGCCCUUGAUCAAGAUCGUGGGGCGCGUCCCUGUGUUCACCCUGGGCGCCCUCGUCAACCUCGGGGUCAUCAUCACCCUGAGGUACUGGACGCCGACGCCCGACGACCUCCCCGUGUUCUUCGUCCUGGCCGGGCUGUGGGGCGUGGCGGACGCCGUGUGGCAGACGCAGAUCAACGCUCUCUACGGCGUGAUCUUCCCCGGCGAGUCCGAGGCCGCCUUCAGCAACUACCGCCUGUGGGAGUCGACGGGCUUCAUCAUCUCGUACGCCUGCAGCAGCCUCAUCUGCAUCGAGCCCAAAGUCAUCAUCCUGCUGGUGUUCCUCCUGCUGGGGGUCCUCGGGUACUACGCGGUGGAGUUUCUGGAGAGGCGAGGAGGACUUAGGAAGGAUGGCGACGGCAAAGUCAUUUACAUCGAUAGGCUUUUGUUUGGGAAGGAAUGAGUGGCGGUCGGGUGUGUUUGUCUGUCUAUCUGUCUGUCUGUUUAUCUGUCUGUCUGUUUAUAUGUCCAUAACUUUAUCUAUCUGCCUGUUUAUCUGUUUGUCUAUUUAUCUAUCUGUCCGUUUAUCUGUCUAUUUGAUUAUAUGUCUAUAACUUUAUCUAUCUGUCUGUUUAUCUGUCUAUCUAUUUACCUAUCUGUACGUUUAUCUGCCCGUUUAUAUGUCUAACUGUUUAUUUAUCUAUCUAUCUGAUUAUCUACUUAUCUGUUUAUUUCUCUAUCUGUUUAGCUAUUUGUCUGUCUAUAUGUCUAUCUGUUUAUAUAUUUAUCUUUCUGUUUAUUUGUCUAUCCGUUUACGUGGCUAUCUGUUUAUGUGUCUAUCAGUUUAUCUAUCUAUCAGUCUGAUUAUCUACAUGUUUAUCUAUCUAUCUGCUUAUCUAUCUGUCUAUUUACCUACCUGAUUAUCUAUAUAUGGCGAUCUAUCCUUUGCUUAUUAUCUAUCUGUUUACCUACCCAUCUGUCUAUCUAUCUGUUUAUUCAUCUAUAUAUUUCUGCAUUCGGUCUAUUUAUCUGUCUGUUUCGUCUAUCAUUCGAUCUGCUUAUUCUGUCUGUUUAACCAUGUAUCUGCUAUGUAUGUACUUGUAUCUGAUUCAGUGUACAGUCAUCUUUUUAGGAUGGUAUAUGAAUGGAGAGCAAUCCAGUCCAGAAUUUAUAAGUAGACUGCCUUCUACUUUCAUUAAGUGUGCUAGUUUGUGUUCUUAUAUGCGUGUGUGACUGAAGGAGUGGUAGUUAAGUGGUUUUCGUCUGUAGACUAGAAUAGAGAUUGCUGGUUUUC
Messenger RNA from Penaeus indicus, 2517 nucleotides. RefSeq names its product UNC93-like protein. Gene Ontology annotation, biological process: regulation of potassium ion transport; regulation of muscle contraction. The transcript is spliced from 9 exons. The record is from RefSeq and is a predicted model, not a curated record. Gene Ontology annotation, cellular component: plasma membrane; striated muscle dense body. NCBI's taxonomy places the organism in Eukaryota, Metazoa, Arthropoda, Malacostraca, Decapoda, Penaeidae. The coding region runs from base 133 to 1686 and encodes 517 amino acids. Gene Ontology annotation, molecular function: potassium channel regulator activity.